Molecule: messenger RNA, 6821 nt
Organism: Neolamprologus brichardi
Lineage: Eukaryota; Metazoa; Chordata; Actinopteri; Cichliformes; Cichlidae
Source: RefSeq, a predicted model, not a curated record
AUGGCCCGUUUCGGAGACGACGUCCCGGGCUUGUUGAGUUCAGGGGAUGGAGGGUCAGAGCGCAUCCGGAACCGCGAUGGCGCUGCCGUGUCUACAGGUGGUAUAUCUCCAGCCUUCAAGCAGACCAAAGCGCAGCGUGCCCGCACCAUGGCCUUGUACAACCCCAUUCCGGUCAGGGAGAACUGCUUCACCGUCAACAGGUCGCUCUUCAUCUUCGGCGAGGACAACGUGGUCAGGAAGUACGCCAAGAAAAUCACUGAGUGGCCAUAUCCUUUUCAGCUUCACGAAAAUGAGACUAUGGACUCAUCUGAGGUCGAGUUUCCGUGUGGCGUGCGUAAAUGUCCCGCCAAAUACACCUGCAACGAUACCUGGAUCGGGCCCAAUGACGGCAUCACGCAGUUUGACAACAUCCUGUUUGCUGUACUCACCGUCUUCCAGUGUAUCACCAUGGAAGGAUGGACCACUGUACUCUACAAUACCGACGAUGCCUUGGGCCCCAGAUGGAACUGGCUUUACUUCAUCCCUCUAAUCAUCAUCGGCUCCUUUUUUGUCCUGAACCUGGUGUUGGGAGUCCUCUCUGGAGAAUUUGCAAAGGAGAGAGAGAGAGUUGAAAAUCGCAGAGCCUUCAUGAAGCUGAGACGCCAGCAGCAGAUUGAGAGGGAGCUCAACGGCUAUCGGGCCUGGAUCGACAGAGCAGAGGAAGUUAUGCUUGCAGAGGAGAAUAAAAAUCCAGGACCUUCUGCCCUUGAUGCUCUCAGGAGGCUCCCAGAGUGGAGCACAGGUGGUGUCUAUGUGUUGAAGCGAGCCACCACCAUCAAGAGGAGAGGCAUGGAUGUGGUGCGUCAAGGGCAACCAGGGGAGGAACAAUAUGGUGACAUCUCCUCUGUGGGCAUCCCCAUGACCAGAACGAGUAUCCGGAGCACUAAGCGAGGUCCGACGGCAUAUUUCCGCCGUAAGGAACGUCUCCUGCGCAUCUCCAUCCGGCGCAUGGUGAAGACACAGACUUUCUACUGGACUGUGCUCGGCCUCGUGGCUCUCAACACACUGUGUGUAGCCAUUGUUCACCAUAACCAACCCUUAUGGCUCUCCAACUUUCUCUACUAUGCAGAGUUUCUGUUCCUCGCUCUGUUCCUGACUGAGAUGCUCCUUAAGAUGUACAGCUUGGGCCCACGUCUUUAUUUCCACUCCUCCUUCAACUGCUUCGACUGCAGCGUCAUUGUUGGCAGCAUCUUUGAAGUGCUGUGGGGUUUCUUCAGGCCUGGCACUUCCUUUGGCAUCAGCGUCCUGCGUGCACUGCGUCUGCUGAGGAUCUUCAAGAUCACCAAGUACUGGGCGUCUCUGAGGAACCUGGUCGUCUCUCUGAUGAACUCCAUGAAGUCCAUCAUCUCCCUCAUCUUCCUUCUCUUUCUCUUCAUCGUUGUCUUUGCCCUCCUUGGCAUGCAGCUCUUCGGUGGAAGGGGAAGCCGCAGGAGGCGGCCCUAUCUGUACAGGAAACGAGCCAUUCACCGCAGCAGGCCUACCUAUGCCUGCUCCCUGGAGGAGGCCCAUGGCAGUGUCAGGGAGGGCCGCCCACCCCCACCACUCAACCCCUCUAACUCUUUCAUGUCCAGGAGAGAGAGAGGAAAGAGGAUGACCAUGUCAGUGUGGGAGCAGAGGACCAGCCAGCUGCGGAGACACCGCCAGAUGUCCAGCCGAGAGAUCCUGUUCAGUAGCCCCGCCGAAGACAAAGACGGUCCUCCUGCCUCGAGCCAGGCUCACGUACGUCCACUUUCGCUGCACCGCAAGGCCGUGCAAACACCGUCAGGGAGUAUAAAGCAUCUGACAGAUCCCUUAGCCUCCCCAGCCAAGACCCAGCCUUCAGGCUCCUCCAUAUCUGUGGAUGCGCCACUGGAUGCAGCUCCGUCUGGUGACAUACCCGAAUCAGUGGAGCCAGAAUCAGCGGAUCCCACUGAUUCUGUGUUCAGGAACAUACCAGAGCCGCCUGAUUCAGUGCCCAUGCCUCAGAGCAAAAACCUGGAUGUUAGUCAGAGUCACAAACACGUCAGUGAGCGUCUCAGCCCCAGAUUGAACGGUGAGCGUCAACACAGGGCAGUAAAGAAGUUCAGACCUCCAGAUAACGGGGAGGCACUGACUCCAGACAUGGGAGGUCGUGGUGGAAACAGGGGCGGUAAGGACUUGUAUCACUAUGACCAUCAGACCAGGACCAGAAGUCAGGGGUCUUCUCCUGCAAACGGAGGCCAGGCGGCGAGCUGCUCUGUCGUCGGGGACAAGAAGAGUAACCCUGGGAGAGCAGAAGACGCUAAAAACAAAGAGGGAGACGUCUCCAAGCAUGAGGAGAGCAGCAAAGCUGACAAACGAUCUGGCAAACAAGAUCUGAGCUCCAGUGUGAUCAUCGAAGUGCCCAAUGUGCAGUCAUCUCUCGAGCUCUCCACAAUCAAAGUCAACAGUAAGGACCCCGAACAGUGUAAGUCAGAGAAGGAGGAAUCAGAAGAGACGCAGCCGGCCAACUCUGUGAUCCCAGACAGUAUGUUCAUCUUCAAACCUGACAACCCUGUGCGUCGAGCGUGUCAUUAUGUGGUGAACCUCAGGUACUUUGAGAUGUCCAUCCUUCUGGUCAUUGCUGCUAGUAGUAUCGCGCUGGCUGCUGAGGACCCUGUAGCCACCUCGUCGCACUGGAAUAAGGUUCUGCGCUAUUUUGACUACGUGUUCACUGGAGUCUUCACAUUUGAAAUGAUAAUAAAGAUGAUUGAUCAGGGUCUGAUCCUCCACGAUGGCUCCUACUUCAGAGACCUGUGGAACAUGCUCGACUUCGUCGUAGUGGUGGGAGCGCUGGUGGCCUUCGCCCUCACCAAUGUGAUGGGAAAUAACAAAGGACGGGAUAUUAAAACCAUCAAAUCUCUGAGGGUGUUGCGCGUCCUCAGACCGCUGAAGACCAUCAAGAGGCUUCCUAAACUAAAGGCGGUGUUUGACUGCGUAGUGACGUCUCUGAAGAACGUCUUCAACAUCUUAAUCGUCUACAAGCUUUUUAUGUUCAUCUUUGCCGUCAUCGCUUAUUACUCCGCCCCCCCGGCGUACGAGGCUGUGCUGAAGCACCUGAACACGGCUUUCACUGUUCUCUUCUCUGUCGAGUGCAUCCUUAAGAUCUUGGCCUUUGGCUUUCUGAACUACUUUCGAGACACGUGGAACAUUUUUGACUUCAUCACCGUUUUGGGCAGCAUCACUGAGAUCGUGGUAGACCUGCAGUUUGUUGAUACGAUCAACAUGAGUUUCUUGAAGCUGUUCCGAGCAGCCCGUCUGAUUAAACUGCUAAGACAAGGCUACACCAUCCGUAUUCUGUUGUGGACCUUUGUUCAGUCCUUUAAGGCUUUGCCCUACGUCUGCCUGCUCAUUGCCAUGCUCUUCUUCAUCUAUGCCAUCAUUGGCAUGCAGGUGUUUGGGAACAUUAAGUUGGACGAGGAGAAGCACAUUAACCAGCACAACAACUUUAAAUCCUUCUCUGGUGCUCUGAUGCUGCUGUUCAGGAGUGCUACUGGGGAGUCGUGGCAGGAGAUCAUGUUGUCUUGUCUGGGAGGACAGAAGUGUGAAACGGACCCAUUGCUCCAAUCAGAGUCGACAGACCCGGAAGGGGGCUGUGGUUCCGACUUUGCCUAUUUCUACUUUGUUUCAUUCAUCUUUUUUAGCUCCUUCCUGAUGCUGAAUCUGUUUGUGGCUGUAAUCAUGGAUAAUUUUGAAUAUCUCACCCGAGACUCGUCCAUCCUGGGUCCCCACCACCUAGAUGAGUUUGUUCGAAUCUGGGGGGAGUACGAUCGAGCUGCCUGUGGUCGUAUCCAUUACACUGACAUGUAUGAGAUGUUGACCAACAUGUCACCACCUCUAGGCCUGGGCAAGAAAUGCCCCUCCAAGGUGGCAUAUAAGAGACUCGUGCUGAUGAACAUGCCUGUGGACGAUGACAUGACGGUCCACUUCACCUCCACCCUGAUGGCCCUCAUCCGCACUGCCCUUGAAGUCAAGAUAAAACACGCUCCUAUGUUCCAGCGUAUGGAUGCUUCCUCUCUUCCACAAGAAAUCCUAUGCAAUGCCAAAUCCCUGUCAUUCCUAAGGCAUAGUGCUGGAUCUGCUCUUACCAGAGGAGGUUUUGUGGCACUCAGCCCGAUCUCUCCCCAAGAGAUGUUCCUGCAACCGCUGUCCCGCCCCAGAGAGGAGAAAGAGGAAGACGAUGAAGAUGAUUACCAUUCACCCUACCACCCCUACCGCAUUCACCACCACCAUCAUCAUUUACACACACUGGUCCCAGAGGUAGUAGCGUAUAACCAAGUGCUGCAGCAGGCCCGGCAGGACCCAACGCUAAUGAAAUCACCUCAGCGUACAGCAUCUAUCAGAGCGUCGUCCAUGCCCAGGCUGGCUGCUGAUCCUCAGCCUGGGAUGUCUGCAGACAGCAGGCUGAUGAAGCGCUCCUUCUCUACCAUCGGAGACCAGUGUGUGAACGGUCUCUGGCAGGAACAGCACUCUCUGGAGAGGAUCAGCCCUGAUGCCACAUACAGGCCCCGACAGAGGAGCUACAGAGGUCCUAGAAUCAACCACAAAGAAACGAUUAGUCACGAGAGAGGGCGAUCCAAGGAGCGCCGCCACCUGCUGUCCCCUGAUGUGUCGCGCUGCAACUCUGAGGAGCGGAGUCGAGACCCUUCGUGCGAAAGGAGAAGGUCCCGCUCACCUAGCGAAGGACGCACACAGACCUUACAGAAACAGGUGAACACAUCAGACAGCCCUGCCCACUCAGCCUCAGAGUCUGGUACUCCUCGUAAUCGCCGCCAGUUGCCCCAGACUCCCUCUCGCCCACGGCCUUACAUCUCCUACUCUCCUCUCGUCUGCCGAACCCAAACCUCUUCCUCAACAGCAGAAGCCUCAAAUGAGGGACAGAGCCAGCCUCAGGACGCUCCUGCUGGCCCCACAGAGGCCUCACUGAGGGUUGACAAGGAGAGCAGGCCUUUAUCUGCAGUCCAGGGGUCAUCCGGAGUUCACGUUUCAGGACCGAGCCACCCCUCUCCUCAUCGUUACAUAUCGGAGCCCUACCUCCCAUUCCACGAGGACCUAAGCAGUGGCGAAGCGAGUGAGAAGCAGGAGACGCUUACCUUUGAGACCGCCGUGGCCACCAGCCUGGGUCGGGCCAAUGCCAUAAGCUCGGCUCCUCAGCUCAGACACUCCUGGCAGGUCCCUAAUGGGCAUUUCCGAAAGCACUUGGGCCAGACGAGUCCAGCUGGCGCCAGCGAGCUUUUAAGUGACACAGACGAGGACGAUCGCUGCUAAAAACAACAAAGAAAACCAGAGAGAACGAUGAAGAGGAUGCACGGGGCGCCUCAGAACAGCCCACGUGGCACCACAACGCUUUAGCUCCACAGUGGCCCCGAGAACCCGAUGUUCUCAGCGCCAGUAGCAUUACGAGCAGGACUCAGUCCCACUGCUGUUUAUCUGGAUGCUGGUGUCUGUCUGCAUGUGUCCUCGUGUCCGUUUGUUGUAGCUGGAGGAGACUACACGUGUCGACACGGAUGUGAAUUUCUGCGUGCGCUCUUAAUAGAGGUUUUUUCGCCAAAUCACAAAAACAGCAGAGACUGAAAAUACCAUUAGUAGCUCACUGCGGGCAAACUCACAUGUUGCCAAGCCUUCCCACGCAACUUUGUGUUUUGAGUGUUAUUUGAACAAAAUAUGGUGAGAUGUGGAAAUCUUCUAGCUGAAUCCAAGACACUGAUUUCAGUGCAUUUCCUGUAAGUGAAGCUUGAGGUAGCAUGUAAACAUGUAAUAAGAUGAAUGUAUUUUAGUUUCAUGUUCAGGUCAUUUGGGGAGGUUGCUGUUAGUCUGUGCAUCGUUGUGCAUUGAAACAUAAAGAUGUUUUAAGUUUAUAACGGGCAGCCGGCCAUUCCCAACACUUCCUGUUUACAGCAGAUUAUCCACAAGAUUCAUGGGCAUUAAUCCAUCAAUACAGAAAAUCAAGCACCAGAUGUUUAGUGAACUGAACUAUUUUUUUGCCACAAUGUCAAAGCAACAGGAUAUGAAGGUGGAGUAAAGUCCAGGGCUGUGUGUGUGCAAAGAUGAGCAGAUCACACAGUAAGAGAGGUUGUGUCUCAGGAUACCAGACCACUGAAUUCUGAAAUCCUCUGCAGAAAAACACUUUAAGGACUUUAAGUGACUCUUUACCCUACGGGUCAGUCAACAUAGUACGAUCAUGACUAACAGAAGAACUGAACAGAUCCUAUCGUGUCCAUCUGCUCCGUUUGUGGACCACAAAAUCCUCGGCACGAGGACAGCCAUCCGUAGGACAGACAGCCUGGGUGUUGUUACUACAUGAAGCCAAAUGGAUGUUCAGUUUCCACAUGUCUGUGCUGAAUAACGACCGCCGAUGUGUUAGAGAUGUGACAAAAGCCAUGUUCCUCCUGUACAUAGAGCCGGGGAUGUGUCCUCUUCGGGGCGUGUUGCCUUCUUUCGUGUAAUGACAAAAGUGAUGGGAAUUUGAUGUCUUUCAUACAUGUGAUGCAACAUGGAUGCUUCAACAAAAGAGCAAUCGAAGCUACUGUUUGGUUAGUCUCUGUGUUAACUGCCACAUCGCUCCCACCGCAUCACAAAAACAAACAAAAAGCAGGCAUUUCAGUAUUUUCCGAGCAUUUUCCAGGCUUCAGAGUUCUAGUAAUUUACACAUGCAUGAUCACGGUGACAGCGAGAGAUGGUUGAGAGAGCCGUGUCUUAAAGACGCCUGAUUAUUUUUUGUUUUAGUGUGCCCAUGCAACACGUUCUCACUCCCAAAGCGUAACAUUUUAGGCUAGGUGACAAAU